AUGAACCUUCUGCUUUCAGACGACUACCUGCUGCAGGAUUAUCCUGAAAGCAUCACAAACACCAUCCGCUCUGGUCACGCAACGAUGCUACGGUUCAACCGUAACGGCGACUACCUUGCCUCUGGUCGUGUCGACGGCACGGUAUCCAUCUGGGACCUCGAGACCAUGGGAGUCGCGCGAAAGUUGAGAGGGCACAACAAGAGCAUAACGUUCCUGAGCUGGUCGCGAUGCGGCCGAUACCUCCUCUCUACCUGCCAGGGUUGGAAGGCGACGCUCUGGGAUCUCCAAGACGGGAAGAGGUUGCGGGAGGUGCGCUUCCGGGCACCGGCAUACAUGGCCGAGCUGCACCCCUGGAAUCACUUGCAGUUCGUCGCCUCGCUCUUCGAGGAGCAGCCCGUCCUGGUCGACAUGACGGACCCCGUCGACGUCAAGCAUAUUCUCCCAUCGGCGCCGAAACGAGUUGAUACGGAGGGUGACGCGGCCCAGAAAGAAAAGCAGGCAAAGGAGGACGCAAAGCAAAUGACGACGUCGGCCAUCUGGACCUCCACCGGAGACCACAUCAUCGCGGGCACGAGCAAAGGCAAGCUCAACAUCAUCGACGCUAGAACGCUCGAGAUCAUUUACUCGGAAAAGAUAUGCGGCGGCGUGAUAACUACGAUGCGGAUAACUGGGUCCGGCCGGGAGUUGCUGGUCAACUCCCAAGACCGCAUCAUCCGCACAUUUAGGAUACCGAACCUGUCGGUGGACCGUCUCGAUCUCGACACAAUACAAGUUCCGUUGGAGCACAAGUUUCAGGAUGUCGUCAACAAGCUGUCCUGGAACCACGUGACUUUCAGCGCAACGGGCGAGUACGUCGCUGCGUCGACAUACAACAACCAUGAGCUCUACGUGUGGGAACAGAACCACGGUAGUCUUGUGUGUAUGCUCAAAGACCCGAAGGAGGAACAAGGAGUCAUAGAGUGGCAUCCAACUCGAGCCCUGCUCGCUGCAUGCGGCCUCGAGACGGGACAAAUAUACAUCUGGUCGGUGGUGAGCCCUCAGAAGUGGUCGGCGCUUGCGCCAGACUUUGCAGAGGUGGAAGAGAAUGUCGAGUACAUCGAACGAGAAGACGAGUUCGAUAUAUACGCGCAAGAGGAGAUCCAUCGACGGCGGCUGGACGCAGAGGACGAGGAUGUAGACGUCCUGACCCAGGAUCCGCUCAAGUUUGACGACUAUGUCGACAGCUUUCGCAUGCCGAUAUUGUUCAACGUCGGCGAGAGCGACAGUGAGGAUGAGUUUGUCGCCGUCUCCACCGGCACCAUGCGCCGGAAGAGUCCUGGCCAAGGGCAGAGCGAUGCGGACGCCGUGGCUGAAACAGCAAAGAAAGGUUCUGCUGGCAAGGGAGGGAGAAGCAAGAAAAAGUUGUUAUCCUAA
This is a messenger RNA of Drechmeria coniospora, 1413 nucleotides long. RefSeq names its product WD domain-containing protein. Bases 1 to 1413 code for a protein of 470 amino acids. Lineage: Eukaryota; Fungi; Ascomycota; Sordariomycetes; Hypocreales; Ophiocordycipitaceae. The transcript has 2 exons. Gene Ontology annotation, cellular component: Set1C/COMPASS complex. Gene Ontology annotation, molecular function: protein binding. The record is from RefSeq and is a predicted model, not a curated record.